AUAUUUUUUUGGCACAAGCGCUCGCACCGCAAAUAACAAGAGGGAAAAAUAUCGAACACGUGGCGGGCAACUGUAAGUAGCAGAGAAUCGAGAAUGGCUAUACCAAUGAAUGCCCCUGCCCUCUUCUCCUCCAAUGCAACGGUCUAACUGGAGUCUUGAGUAGUGUGCGAAGCAGUGAGGAUUCCAUUUCAAUAUCCCCCAUGGCUAUCGACGCAUGGUUCAUGGACGAAAGCAGCGAAGACCAAAGGCUCCCACAUCACCGCAACCCACAAGAGUUCGUUUCCCUGGAUCACUUGGCUGAAUUGGGAGUGCUAUACUGGCACCUGAAUCCAGAGGACUAUGAGAACGAUGAAGAAUUGAAGAUGAUCAGGGACGCCAGGGGAUAUAAUUACAUGGACUUGCUUGAUUUAUGCCCAGAGAAAGUUGCUAACUAUGAAGAGAAGCUCAAGAACUUCUAUACAGAGCACAUACAUGCUGAUGAGGAGAUACGUUACUGCUUACAGGGGAGUGGAUAUUUUGAUGUUCGAGAUAAGGAAGAUCGUUGGAUUCGAAUUUGGAUCAAGGCAGGUGAUCUCAUUGUUCUGCCAGCAGGAAUCUACCACCGUUUCACUCUUGACACUAGUAACUACAUUAAGUUGAUGAGGUUAUUUGUGGGAGAGCCAGUUUGGACACCGUUUAACCGCCCACAGGAAGAUCAUCCUGCAAGGAAGGACUACGUAAAGAGUUUGAAUGAGAAGGUUGGAGUAGCAGUUGAAGCUCAUUAAAGGUUAAUGGUACCUGCCAAUGAAUUGUGAUGUAACAUCUGUAUGGCUAUUUGGUUUUACAGUACUCUUAUGCAUAGUGCUUUCAGCUGGGAGGCCAAUAAAAAACAAUGUAAAACUAAUUUAAAGCGUAUGUAUAUCUAAAUAAUGUGUCAUUCUAAAGCAUAUGGGUAGUAUUUCAUAUUGUGCU
Messenger RNA from Manihot esculenta (cassava), 951 nucleotides. RefSeq names its product 1,2-dihydroxy-3-keto-5-methylthiopentene dioxygenase 1. Gene Ontology annotation, molecular function: acireductone dioxygenase [iron(II)-requiring] activity. The transcript has 5 exons. The record is from RefSeq and is a predicted model, not a curated record. Lineage: Eukaryota; Viridiplantae; Streptophyta; Magnoliopsida; Malpighiales; Euphorbiaceae. The coding region runs from base 201 to 764 and encodes 187 amino acids.